AUGCCACGAAAACGCAGAGGAAAACGUCAUGUUUAUCAUUACGACGAAGAAAAUGGUCUUUUAGAGGAGAUUGUCAAAGUAACGUCCCCACCGGGCAAGCCCAAAGCCAUCAAGCGGUAUGAAAAGCCCUCGGCAGCGAGUGUUGCCGCGGACUGGAAUUCGGUGAAUCGCACUUACUGCGUUGUGUGUAGAUUAUACCCCGCUGUGGUGGCUGAAAACCCAGUUCCUGGAUCAAAGUUUAUAUACAUUGACGAGCUUAGUAAAAAAUUGUUCGCGAAAAUGACAACCGAAGAAGAAUAUCGUCAGCAGGAACUGGAGCGAAUUUUCUCCAAAAGGAAAAUAACCAGUAUUACGGAGUUUUAUGUGGCUCUUUCGUCUUCACUGACCAAUUGCAAUGCACGUCAGGCAUGCGCCAAGAAGCUAGCAGUGGAGAUGGACUGCAGUGAUGUUGCACUUAAAAUUACCAAUGGUCACAGUUUCGAAAAAGUCACCGAACUAAGUCGAUGGGUUCCGCAUGAACUGACGGAGGAGUCCAGGAGAAGACGUGGGGGGAGGUUCGAUGUUCCACCUUCUAUUCGUAUCGAUGGCCUGGCUCCAUAUGGUCUUAUGCCGUAUAAAGGACUUGCACAGCCUCGUCAAAUCAUAAUUGAUGAACCAUGCGUAAUUUGCGAAGGAAUCGGCGAGGAAUCGCCAAAAAUUCAAUGUGAUUUUUGUAAAUAUGUUUAUCAUGUCGAUUGUCUGCAAUUUCCUCUCUGUUCACCGCCUUCCGAAGCAUGGAUGUGCCCGAACCAUGUGGAACCUAUUGUGGAUUUGAAGCUGCUGAAUUCAAUAAGUUUUACUGAGCGCCGUCGAAUAUGGUUGCGGUAUGCUAGGCAACCUGUAAAUGAGAUGGAAAUCCGUAAAAAUUUCGUCGAGAAGGUAGUUAGCAGUCAUAAAGGAUUAAGCGACUGUUUCUUAAAGGAUGAAAUUUCCCUGAAAAAAAGUAACUCCGAGUAUCUGAAGAAGGAGGCAGAGUCUGAUGGCGAGCAAAUGAGACGAUUCCCGAAGUGUUUCGACGGUUCAGUCAUCGUUCCGGAAACUCGGCGAACUAGACGAUCGAGCAACACAGUCUCGAAUCGCUUGGAAGUCAGCGGACUGGCGGAAGUACCCAGAACCGUCAGUGAAGCUUUUUCGUCUACUCCUUCUCAAGCAUCUAAGAAGCCUAACUACUCAUCCCCUUUCUGCGCAGCAAUCCUUCCAAGAUUGGAUAAUAGAAUGAGUUGUGGUUCACAAUUAUACUCGCACGAUCGCGUAUAUAGUAUCAUGUUGCCGUACAGGACGGAUGAACAGCAAGGGUCUCACUUUGUUCAUGUCGAUUUCGGUCUAGAUGAAGGUAAUUGUUCGUUGGAUUGCCGAUCGUUUUCGACUGAUGAAGAUCUGUGCCAUUCUCCCAUUGUUAUUCCGAAUCGCACAGAAAAUGCUGCACCUACGCCAUUAAUGGCUGACACACCAUCUUCUCCGCUAUCCUUGGAUCCAUGUUGCCAAGAAGUCAUGAAGAAAAGAAACGAAUCAAAUCAUCAAAUACCAUCCAUAGACAUCACACCGACAAUCAAAAUGUUAGACGCAGGACGUGGCUCUCUGCUAAGGGCUCUUCUUGACGGCACAGAUGGCGUUUCCCAUGUGGAACCGGCAAUUGAAAAACAGCGCUUCAUCAUGCAGCGAACACGUCAGCCAAAAAAGUUCGCAGUGAAGUCAAAGACUUGA
Messenger RNA from Haemonchus placei, 1743 nucleotides. The record is from the annotation of a GenBank genome assembly. Lineage: Eukaryota; Metazoa; Nematoda; Chromadorea; Rhabditida; Trichostrongylidae.